GGAGGCGCGCGCGCACAUUGCAAGUGUAGUGAUUGCCCAGCACAGGACUUUAGUGCUGAUCUUCCAAGUUCAUUGUUUUCAGAUAUAAAAGUAGUGCAACGUAGUGAUAAUUUGGAAACAUAAUAAAUAAUAAAAUGGACAUAAUAAACCGAAUAGUCGACGGUUACCAUGACCUCAUGGACAACAAAAGUGACCAGAGAGUGAAAGAUUGGUUCCUAAUGUCUUCACCUUUCCCCACAUUAUGCAUCUGUCUCACAUACGUUUUCGUAGUAAAGGUAAUAGGUCCACAAUUUAUGAAAAACCGGAAACCCUUCGACCUAACACGUGUGUUGAUUUGGUACAACCUAUUUCAAGUAGUCUUCAGCGCUUGGCUGUUUUACGAAAGUAUCGUCAGUGGAUGGUUCUGGUCUCAUAGUUUCAGAUGCCAACCCGUAGACUACUCUAGAACGCCACACGCUAUGCGAACAGUAGCUGGCUGUUGGUGGUAUUAUUUCUCGAAGUAUACGGAAUUCUUCGACACGUUCUUCUUCGUUUUACGGAAGAAGUUUGAUCAUGUAUCGAAGUUGCACGUCAUUCAUCACGGCAUCAUGCCUAUGUCUGUCUGGUUUGGAGUCAAGUUCACGCCUGGCGGUCACUCGACGUUCUUCGGAAUGCUGAACACGUUCGUGCAUAUCGUCAUGUACUCGUACUACCUCCUUGCAGCCCUAGGUCCUAAGGUUCAGAAGUAUCUCUGGUGGAAAAAGUACAUCACAGUCAUACAAAUGAUUCAAUUCGUGCUGGUGUUCUUACAUGCCUUCCAACUUCUCUUUAUCGACUGCGACUACCCCCGAGCAUUCGUCUGGUGGAUCGGAAUGCACGCUGUCCUCUUCUACUAUCUAUUCUCAGAUUUUUACAAACAGGCUUAUUUAAAGAAAGCCAAGAGGGCGAAAGCUGCAGAAAACUUAAUAGCGGAGACUAAGUCAGAUUCAAAAGACAGAGGUUUGCCUCUCCUCAAUGGCUUCAGCAAUGGAUCCACGCUGGGUGAUGUACGACAAAGAGUGGCAGGCGCUGUUGCAUCACAAUAGAUGUUAGUUGUUAAUAAAAUACCACCUACCUUAUUCGGGUAAACUCUUGCAAUCUCAAAUAAGGAAAGCUCAAUUAGUUAAGUUACUUUGCCUCAGACGUGUGACGCGUCGAAAUAUGAAAUCUAACCUGAUCAAAAUGUUAAAAGUAUAUGGUGCAAAUCAGAACCUAUCUCAAAUUGAGAUAAAAUAGUUGUCAGGUGACGAAACUACUUAUAAAUGUAAGUUAUGGUAUAAGGACCUCGAGGCGGCUCGUCUAAACGGUUGUUAGCUUUUUUAAAGAACUUUCAAUGGUUUUAAUUAAACUAUGUAUGUUUUAUCAAUAAGUAAGAUACAAGGCAUAAAAUGAUACUGGAUAUCGUCAUAAAAUGAUAAUGUUUACGCGAGUACUACAAAUUAAAAAUCUUGAUCUUUAAAAUCUUCUUCAACGAACGAAAAUGUGUUUUUUUUAAUCCUGUGGUCAACAGAAUAGCUGGUACGAUUCCUUGCUGUAUGUGGCAAGAAUUUUUAUAUUAUUAUCAUAAAAUGAAUCAUAUUUCCACCAGAUUUUCGUAUUAUUACUUGAAACUAAUUGUGAAAUUACUGGAAAUUGUUUAAGAAUGAGGAUAUUGUUCAAGAAUAUAUAAUUACUCAAUACUUAUAUAAUAAUAAUUAAUAAAGUUUCCUUGUUUAGAGAAGGAAGAAGCGGUUACAUUGGUCUUUCGUUAUUCAUCAGCUAUUAAAACUGUUUAUUGUUCAUUUGGAUAAGAUUUCUAGAAAGCUUGAUGUGAGAGAAUCUCAGGUGUAAUAAUUGCAUUUGGUUUAAAUAUUUAUAUGUACAUAUUUACGUUAAGCCUCUUUUUAAGCCUUUUUUUUUUUUUAAAAAAGUACUUAUUGUGACCUUUGGCAUUUGAUAUUGAUAAAAAGUUAAUACGUUAAUGUAAAAAAUACACAAGGGUAUUAAAGAAUGUUGUUUAAUAAAGGCUUAAAACGCGAAUCAAAGUCCAACCGUUACUGACAAUUUAGUUUAUAUUUCAGUCGAACAAAAAUUGUGUUGAGAAUAUUUGAUCAAGGAGGCAUUUCAAUUGUAGUUUUGUAAGUAGAAUUAGUUAUUAGUUAUAGGUUUUGUCAAAGGUAUCGUUUGAUAAGAAAUGUAACAAGACUUGACAAAAAAUAUAACUCCAUAAAUGUACAACUUUGUGAUACCUAUUUAAUUAAAAUAAUAACAACAGA
Messenger RNA from Pieris brassicae (large cabbage white), 2273 nucleotides. RefSeq names its product elongation of very long chain fatty acids protein-like (gene Elovl7). The record is from RefSeq and is a predicted model, not a curated record. Gene Ontology annotation, biological process: fatty acid elongation, saturated fatty acid; fatty acid elongation, monounsaturated fatty acid; very long-chain fatty acid biosynthetic process. The transcript has 9 exons. Gene Ontology annotation, molecular function: fatty acid elongase activity. The coding region runs from base 135 to 1064 and encodes 309 amino acids. Gene Ontology annotation, cellular component: endoplasmic reticulum membrane. NCBI's taxonomy places the organism in Eukaryota, Metazoa, Arthropoda, Insecta, Lepidoptera, Pieridae.